Rubroshorea leprosula is the source of this 3339-nucleotide messenger RNA. Lineage: Eukaryota; Viridiplantae; Streptophyta; Magnoliopsida; Malvales; Dipterocarpaceae. The record is from the annotation of a GenBank genome assembly.
GCCGGCUGCUGCUCCUCUUUUCUCUUUUAUUCACCAAACAGCUUCCUCUACUUCUACCCAUCUUUUGACCUUUAAGCUUCUUCCAGUCACUACCGGCUUCUUUCCCUUUUUUUUUUUUACUUUUCCAGAUCCACCAAAAUCAGCAACCCAUUUCUUAAAACAUCCCAGAUUUACUGCCGGCUGCUCUCUCUUCCUUUGGUUGUCCAGAUCUGCUACCAUACUUAGUGGUCCCCCCGGAAACUCUUCUUGCCCCACAGGUAGUUGCCGGUUGAUUUCCUUUUGCUCUUUAUUUGCAAAAAUCUGCCUUGCAUAUGUCCGGUGGCCCACCAUCGAAAAUCUUCCUUGUUUGUGUCUGUUAGCUGAUUUCAUUUCUCUUUUUGUGUUUUUUUUUUAAUUUUAUUUUUGUGUUCAAAUUUGUCUUGCUCCACCUUCCCCUGUCAAAACUGCUUCUAUGGCCGGCGCUCAAGAGGGGCAAUCUAUCUCCGCCGAACCUUCUCCUGCCAAAGCUAGUGUCAAAUCUUCACACCCCAAAGGACUGCCAACUGCCGGAUCUACCUCCAUGGCCAGUUUUAAAGCCACUCGUUUCUUAAGAUCACCUCCUCCAUAUUUGGUUAAACUCUUUCAAAACCAAAAUCUUCAAGAUGAUGUGAAUCGGGUACUCCAACAACAGAAACCAUGCCAUUCAACUCAACAUUUCGUUCCUCAUAAAAAAUCCCAGAUUUUGGGUCCAUAUUUUGUGUCUCAUCCGUCGGCUUCUCUUACCUCCAUUUACCCACAGCCAAAAGAACAUCUUCUCCCUUUUCAAGUAAAGCCUGACUGGGGUAAAUGGGUUGGAUCUUUUGGAGCUUGGCCAGCUUGGCGGAAAUCAGAAUGGACUGACUGGAUAAACCGUCUGGAACCUGCUUUUGGCCAAAUUUGGAAGGAUGCGGGUUUGUUUGAAUUUAUACAACUGACCAAGUGCAAAUUCACCAUGGACAAGCCGGUCUUGGGUUCGGCUUUGUUAUUUUGGUCUGGUUCUUUCAAUUGUUUUCAUUUUCCCUGUGGAGCCACGUCUGUGAGCCUUUUUGAUAUCAGUUCGUUAACCGGAUUGCCCUGCACUGGAGAAGAAAUUUCAGCAUUGUUGACCUUGCCUCCAGGUGUUGAGUACAAUGCAGAGUUGAAGCCCUCUUAUUCAGCUUUUGUGAGAUCUGCCUAUGAUAAAAGUAAGCCUGUCAGUGCUGAUGAGCAUAUUUCAUUUCUGCUUACUUUAAUCUGCAAAUAUAUAGUCUGCUCUGCUGGUAAAGGUCCCACUAAAGAGUUUAUUCCCUUAGCUGCUGCUUUAGCACACGAUAGACAAAUGGCUCUGGGUCCUUUUUUGCUUGCUCAUUUAUAUAGGAGUUGCCAAGACAUCACGACUCAUCCCUUAGUCAUUAGUGGUGGGCCGCUUUGGGUUUUGCAGUUGUGGCUGUAUUCUUAUUUUCCAGCACUCGCUCCUGUCUCAUUUGUUGUUCCAGCCCGAGAUCUGCUCACUUACGGCUUCAUGUUCAAGAAUGCCGUGGAGAACAAGAGAAGCUUUGAGGAGUGCCUCAAGCAGAUCUCACAGUCCUUCAUGUUUGAACACUCUCAACUUCAGAUGUGGCGUGGAGCUCUAUGCACCGAACCAGUUUUGCCGGCAGCUAGGGUACUGCCAAGACAUACCAUUCCCGCCACUAUUCUCCUUCAACCACAGCUAUCCUCUUCGACCCUCCAUUCCGACCGAGCUGCACUUCUUCCUACAGAAGUUGGUGGCUUCCAUUCACGGUUCCUUGGUGUUCUGGAUAAUGUUUCUGCUUUGGCUCUUCCACCACUCACCAAAAAAUUUGAAGAAAAGCAAGUUGCAAAGGAGAGUGAAGACCUGGAAUCUGCCAUGGCCACCCAGAUCAGCAAGCCAGAUCUGCCAAAGAGAGCUCCUAUAGCUCAAGUCAAGAGGAAGGUUGCUACUCCUGCAGACUUCACGGAAGAAAAUACCCCCUCCAAGCAGCAAAAAAUCGGAGGGAUCAAGAGGUCAGCAAUGAAACCAUCUGCAGCCAAGAAACUUAUCAAGUCUACCUCUCCCUCGAGGUCCACUUCUGCCACGGAAACUGAGACUCAGCCUGAUAAAACAAAAAAUGUUUCCCUCGGUCCUGCUGCCACAAAAGCUCCUGUUGAAGGCAUAUCUGCUGAGGGUGGUGAAAGCAAUUCUGGCUCCUCUCAUACAAAAUCUGGCGAUGGUUCUUCACCCGCCACAAAGGUUAGGGGUUCUAGAUUCUCUUCACGCAUAGCAAACAAAAGCUUUAGAACAGUUAGACCAAAUGAACUCAUCGAUCUAAGCCCAGACAAAGAGAAUACCCCUACACCCGUAGCCUCUCCUGUUAGGCAGAUUCAUGUUGAUGAUAUUGAGAGUGUUGCUGUUGAUGUAUCCAUGAUUGAUGAUAAUUUGGAGAAUGAACUUCUUUCCCAACUGGACAUGUUGAUGGAUCCUCCGGCUAAAUAUGGAUCUGCCACAGAUAGUAAAGGGAAGGCUGUUGCUGAAGAAGCGAAUCUUGAUAUCAACCUCCCUACCCAGGAGCAGAUUAGCUUUGCUAUUAUGACCUUGCAAGAGCUCCUUGAAGGUGAUCCUUCCCAUUUCUGCAAAGUGCCGGACCAGUCAGCCGCCUUUGAAGCGGCUCAGAUCCUCAAUCGAGCUCCGCAAUUAUCAUCUAUUCAACAAAAGUUCUAGGCAGACUUCACUAUCAUUUAUACACAUUUCAGCAGGAGAUUCCGGGUGCUUGAGAGCAAAGUAGUGGCUGCAGAAUCUGUGAGAAAAUCUGUAGCGGAUAGCACUGUCGUUGUCUUUAAGAAGAAAGAAGAGUUCUUGGCAGCAAAGGAGGCUCAUAUCACACAAGUUAAACAUCUCCAAAGGCUUAAAGAAGAAAUCGCUAACCUUGAAGCCAAGCUUUCAGAGUUAAGAAACCAAGUUCCUCUUGCGGAGCAGACUGAAAAGAGUUUGGCAGAACAAAGAAACAAGCUCCGCGUAGACAUGGAAGUUGGUUUGAAAUUUGCUGCCAAGAUCAAAGAUCAGCUACCUUCUUUCACAGCCUCUACAGAUGAAGCCGCUGAAGAAAUCAAGAACAUGAGGGAAGAAUGGAGUACUUGGCAAAACAACCUUUGUUGAUUUUUUCUUUUGUGUAUCUCCUUGUCUCUUUGUUGGUUGAAAUUGCACAUUGUCAUGUUUGAACUUAUUGUUUGCGGCCCAUUGGCCAUGCAAACCUCUUUUUCAAUGUUGAUCUCUUUCUUAGCUCAUAUUCUGGAAAUCUGCUUGUUGUAUUUUUUGUUCAUACUCUAUUACAGGUUGAAAUCUAU